CAGAAGUCCAAAGACGAAAGGCAGUAGUUGCGUGUUGCCUGUGGCAUCUCCCGGCUCAGCGUUGAUCCGGGUGGCCAGUUCCGGCGUUCUUGGAUAUAUGUGAUGAAUUUGAAAUUUGUGGAAACACGCCUGCACAGGAACACGAACUGUUUUGGUCUAAACGACUUCCGUGAUCUUGGAAAGCAAAUGCCUCCUUGCACCCAAGCGACAGAAAAAAGCUUUCACUUGCUCCACGUAUAAUGUCCCUGCAUCGGUUGUCCUGGUAACAUCCUGUGUAUUUCUAAAGUUGCGCAUACGGUCCGCACGCAAAUACCGCCCCCAGAAAUAUCCUGUACACAAAGGGGCUUCAAACAAUUGUGAAACUGCUGAAUUGUUGCGCCAGAACACUAGCCUUCAAAAGUAAAAAGUAGACAUAGGUGCUGCUUCAGGCCGUUCCUCAGCGGGUGAACGCUGUGUAAAAAAAACUCGACGAAACGGCUUCGGCAACAUUUCGACACUUGAGCCCCGUUCCCGCACCCAAACUCAAAUAAAAAACAUUCUUUGUCGCGUUUCUAUCCGUGAAAAGCUGUCGAUGCUUCAUGUCGUCAGCUUGGAGUAGGGUUUCCUCUAGCUGCCUUUACGGGGGCUUUUCGCCGAGCCAAAACACGACAGCAGGUUCCAACAGGGGGCAUAUUUUCCUACCCCGUUUUGCACGAUCUCUCCGUAUCUUUUCGCCGUCACCGCGGAGUAUCUUCUGCAAAAGACGGGAACUGGGCUGAGAGGGCAUCUUCUUCGAUUUCUUCUGCCGUUCGCUUCUCGAAACCCGUGCCUCCAGCUUGCAGAACCCGGUAGAAACUCCAGAGCAUACUCAAGACGAAGUGGGCAAGAAGCAACUGCACUGCGUAGAAUGCACAUAACGUUGCCUCGUACAAAGCAAACGAAACUUCCACUUGCCGAUAAACCUGUACGGGUCUGGUUCCACUUUGGUCAGAUACCGUAUCCGUCAUGACCGCGUACUGACUCAGCGUUACACGAGGGAAGUCUUCUCUCCCCGCUACAGAGGCAGAACUGUGCGUGACCUUCCAUAGAGAAACCGCCGCAAGAGCCAUCUGAAGUGCCCACAGAAGGUAGACCAUAAUCUGAAGGUAGAAAGAAACGAACGCGAUAAAUGCGUUUUGUUGUCCCGCUGCACAGAGCAGCAGCGUCGCUGUGACUAGCCCCAGGACAGCUCCUGAGGUGAAGGCCGCUCCCCGGAUGUUGAAAUCCAGCACGAGAAACACAGAAAAAGCAAUCAAAAACACUGCCCAGAGAGUCACAGCUGUGCCAAGAGCACAGCAACAACACUGACGAUACGUGGAAGGCUUUUUCAGAGAACCUCCGAGCAGCGGCUGAUCCUCAGCCGGAGCCUCCGGGUCGUCCACCGCCGUUUGCACCGCCAUGACCAGAAAAAAGACAAGAAAAGGAGAAGCUGGUAGGAAAGAGGGUAAAGAAACGAUCCUUUCCUACGCCGACGUGGGACUACGAAACCUCGGGAUGCGCUCUAUGACAUCGUUAGAGCUCUGCGGAGACGUCGACACCCGUUGUCGGUUACGAUACAGAACAAAGAACACACGAGAGAAAAAACAGAGGCAGAAAAAGCAGUGGGAAGAACAUGUAUCGACGAAGACCAACAGCGGUUUCUACGGAGAGUGCAGUUGACGAGGAAAUGCGUGCUUCACGUGUCACCAAAAGUAGACGAAUUCUGAACCUGUGUGCAUAGGACAAAUACUCGGAAGAACGACGGAGAAGGAAACUGGAGGAAACUACAGACGCCUGGCAGCAUUUAAAAGCCUUCCUUUCGAGGUACGAGUGGUAGCCACGAACAGUAGUUGGAAAGACAUUCCCACAAGACAGAACUGACUGACGGCUGUCAACGCAGCGAGGUAGCUAUUAUGAGGAGGACAGAGUGUUUGCAGGCACAGAAAACCGCUCUCUAGUAAAUGCUACAUGCCUGAGAGCACGCGGCCACACUCGCGUGGGGCAUGACAACCUCAGACCUGGAGAAAUUCCGUGGUAAGCGGCCCUCCGAAGCCAGCCAUGUUUCUUUCUUCCGUCGCAGAGUGCCGAGUCUUAGCCGCGUUCAAGAUGUGGCCGAAACAAUGCACAGCUCCAAAACACAACAAACCGGACAAAGAACGUGCAACUUUCGAGGACUUACGUUCCCGCGACAAGACAUGCCACAGAAAGCCACGAAAGAGGCCUAGCCCAACAAAGGAAGCGACGGAGCUAGCUGACCCCCGAUCGUAAGGCGGCUCUUGGAGUGCAAUGUUUUGAGUCGAUAUAGCGACGGCAACCGUGGCACGAGCUUCUUCCAGUCUCUCUGUAUCAGGAAGUGCUGAGGAUUGACUAAAAACGGCCAGGUCUUUGUCUCGUGUUUCUGGUUCAUCUGGUGUCUAAAGUGUAGCGCGCGAAUACAACAGCGAGGGCGUUUCCGCAAAGUCGUCGGAUGUGUCUGCGUAGCCUUGCGGAGCGAGCCUCGCGAAAACCGAGGAAAGCGCCGCAUGGUGCGUUGUUACGACGAACCCAAAUACUUCAGGGGAGACAUCGUCCGCCAAACGUACGGAGUGUCAUGUCUGCUUCUAGGAAACAACCAUAGAAAAUGCACUUUUCCCCACGUCUCUCUUAUCUGAUAAAGGAAAUGGAUUUUCCCACAAAGGAGCCGCCUGGUCGCAGAUCCCUCGAAGUAAACGAUGACGCUCCUUCCCUGCGCUUCACUUUUGUGCUCAGUGUGCACUGAAUCUAGGGGAUUGCAGUUUUCAGGAGACAAGAUUUUCACUCAAGGUGUCAAUUGUGGCGCAUGUAGCGCGACUCAAUCUUGUCUUCCAUAGUCUUUGGUUGCCGGACGGCGUCGGAGUGGUGCGUAUCCAGCCAUUUGGCACUAGUGCUCAGUGUCAGUGCGAGGUGGGUGACACUUUGACUCGGUGAGACCGGACUGCGAGAGCCCGUUGAUCGUUUGAGAAAAGGCGCAGUGCAUUUUUCUGGCUGCUUGCACUUUUUUGCCUUUCUUACGACUAGGCUGUUUCCCUUCUUUUCGAUAUUUUUCCGAGGCAUUGCUUUCCACUUUUUCCGGCCGUAUCCCGCGAGUGCUGCGGCGACUUGCGGGUCCCAGACUCCUCCACAAUCCUCCAGUUGUCGGCCUGCUUCCGCUUCCCGUUCAUUGAAAUGGACUGAAGCAGAUGCGCCACCUGUUUGCGUGGGUCUUGAACCAGCAAACACCACUGAGUGGCGGCUGAGAGACACUGCCGUUCCUCUGCCAGCAGUCGCAGCUCUGUACAUCCCAUGGACCACUACACCACCGGUGAAACUCAAUUGGUUUGCACACUUUCUCGCGGCGACAGCUUAAACGAUACAGUUUUCCGGAGUUGUUGGAGCGUCAGAAGUCCCACUCUACCGAAAGAGAUGAACAAAUGGCUGCUGGGAAAAACAGUGUCAUCAAAGCAAGCUUCAGCGAGUGUUCUUGAUUUGUGCGGUCUCAGGGAAAUCGGUCGUCAGUGCACCUCAGAUGCUGGAGUGUAUGUACAGGCGAACUCAGUUAGCCAAAUCUUCAUAGAAAAGAUAAAUGCGUGUCCCGUGUACAGUUUUGAGCCGCCGUCGCAAUGAGAGUUUUCGUCGUGUUUUGGUGAGUCCCUGUGUCUGUUGACUGUGAAAACCUCCGCCACCCAGUCAGUGCCUCGUCUGUACCAUCCUGAGGUACCGUUUCCUAGUUCAGGCGCAUCAGCCACGGAAAACGCGUGCGCCUCUCGGAUGCAAAAACAGAUAUUUCUCCCGGUUUUCCCCCUCGGCAGAAACUUUCCGUCUUCCGAGUCCCUCUUCUGUUUUUUCCGUUCUGUUUCUCGGUUCAGAAACGUUUCUUCACCUCGUUUUCCCCGAUUUUCGGCACUCGCUUGAGAACGUCGAGGAUUCGUCCCCCAAAGCGGUCCUCAGUGCCCACGGAAACGCAUGACCGAUGGUGAAAGCGUGCGUUAUCCCUUCAGCGUCGUCUCCCGCUUCCCUUCUCUUGUUGCGUUCUUCACCAAUGUUGUGUGCCUCUUCGCUCGAUCCACCCACUGACCCACGAUCCCCUCAAGGGUCUCUACCGCGGAUUGGCGCGCAGUCUGCGACAGGCGCGUCACGAGGUCAGUCGGCCGACCGGGUCGUAUUAAAUGUGGGAGGAAAGAUCCACGAAACGACAGCUGAAACUUUGUUGAGUGUUCCAGACAGCUACUUCACAGCGCUGUUGUCCUCUGGGUGGCGGGACUCGAGUCCAGGGUCUCGUGACCACGGCACAGAGGACAAACCCAUAUUUGUUGACAGAAAUGGAGAACGCUUCACUUAUGUCUUGGAUUUCCUCCGGGAUGGGGUUCUGCUGUGCCCAAGGGAGAAAAUUCUUCUUCAAUGCCUUCGGCUGGAAGCGAAGUUCUUCGCUCUAGAGCCCCUCCUCGUCGAGGUAGAACGAGAGCUGGAACAGAUUGAACUGGAGAAUGCUGCUCGGGCGCUUCGCAUCGUCGCCGCACGAGACAAAUCCCUCGGGGGCGCUGCCCAGAGUUCAAGCGGAGCGGAGAGCUCGCCGUCGUCUGGCUUUUCGCCUGUCUAUUCACCGCUUAGGUCCCGACGCAUUCCUGGAGACGGAGUUAGCGAACCGAGUUCGCCGUCCGGCCGCCCUGCGUUCGUUCCAUGUAGUCCUGGAAUGGCUGGUUCCCCUCCGACAAGUCCUCUCAUACGGCCGCCAAACGACUUUAUGCCGCUCGAUAGCUCGUUGAGAAGUCCAGCCUGCAGCCGAGUUAGCAGCCCUACCGCCAAACGCAGCUUUCGCAGUUACUCUCCGAGUGAGAAUCCGGAUCGAAGUGAGGAGGCGCAGCGUCGAGCUCUCAUUAAUGACGAUCCAGAGCCUCCGCCAAUCUUAGGGUUGGCUGACAUCAGUGGCGAUGCCCGCCUCUGUCUCGGAGACAAGAUCUUCAGGACGGAUGCGGAUUUCUAACUGGAGAUCAGAAAUGUACAGGUGGACAGUGAGGAGAUAUCCGUCUGAUGUCAAACACGAAGGCGGGAAUGCGAGUUGGGUGGUGGGUUGGAGUUUGCUAGGGCGUGUGUCAUUAUAAGGAGAAAACCUUUUUUGCGAGGCGGAUGAGCAGAUGUCAUUUUGACCGAUUUUUGUGUUACUCGGAGUCAAAGGGCAGACAUUUUCCGGUUUAAUUCUUUUUUUUCCGAGACAUAAAGGAAACUGAAUGGCAGGAGGGUCUCUUCAGAAUGUGUCCACCCACAGUGCCACAGCUGCUGUGGCCAGUUGUCGUACAGAUAGAGCCUCUUGUUAGAAGCAGCAGAUCUCAUCAACAUCUUGAAGAGACCUGGAAGCCCAGUAAACCUCUCAACGCCGGCAUAGCUCGUAU
This is a messenger RNA of Toxoplasma gondii ME49, 5381 nucleotides long. Its product is annotated as K+ channel tetramerisation domain-containing protein. Lineage: Eukaryota; Apicomplexa; Conoidasida; Eucoccidiorida; Sarcocystidae. Gene Ontology annotation, molecular function: protein binding. Gene Ontology annotation, biological process: protein homooligomerization. Bases 3965 to 4975 code for a protein of 336 amino acids. The transcript is spliced from 3 exons. The record is from RefSeq and is a predicted model, not a curated record.